AUGUCGCAUUCAACAACGCAGCGUUCAUAUUUAAAGGACAUUCAACAACUCUACCGGACGAUUGAGAAAUCGACAGAUGGUCAAGCUUCCAUACUCUCAGUCAAUGAAAUGUCAGUGAUGAUCUCGCUGCAUCCCAAAUCUGGUUACAACGCACACGCUGCCUUCACUGUGAAAAUAAAGUGUCCCGUGUCCUAUCCAAGGGAUAGUCCAGAAGUGACAUUCACCUCACCAAUCUUCCACCCCAACAUCGACAAUAAUUCGGGAGGCAUUUGUCUAAAUCUUCUCAAUGAAUGGCUUAGCUGUUACAGUCUUCUGGAUGUGGUGAAAUCUCUUCUCUACCUCAUCGACAACCCGAAUUUUGAUUCGGCAAACAACUCGUUUGCAUACCUGGAAAACAGAGACCUGUUGGCAAAGAAGACGAUGCGGGUGUUGGCAGGUCUACCGGUGAAUGGGGAACGGUAUGCACCGAACAAGGCAUGGUGCGAGUGGGCGGAGGCCCAUGGAUGCCUUCCAGUUGGUGAGGAAGAGGAUGACGAAGAGAAUGGCGAGGUGCCGGCGGUUUGUGUGGAUGUCGGACAAGGAUCAGACGAUGAGGAUGAUGGUGUCUCUGAUGUCCAUGCCUCUGCGUACAAAGACAAUGGCAAUGGAGAAUUCGAUGGUGGUGCAGCCGUGUUCGACGAGAAUGUUCUCUCAUUUGCAAAUAUGCGAUUUGUCGUAGCUUCGGAGAAGGACUCACAAGAUUCUCCGGCCUUUGAACGCGAAUACACAGACGGAUAUUUUGAGACCCAGCGUAUUCUUGUUUGGCCUCCGGCUGAUAGUCCCAAUACCAAGAUCCCUUCAGUGUUCUACUUCUUCGAGCCCCUCGGUGGUGAUUAUUAUUGGAUGAAAUUCCACGAUCUCUACAACACGCUGUUCACCGGCGAUGUGCUGCACUCGAUGCAAAACAAUCGUGAAUCGAGACAAUCAUCGAGUCUCUGUCCGUGGUUCAAUUUCAUUCACCUUGAUCAUUAUUCAUAUCAGUCGAGCGCCACCUCCUUCUUUGACCUUACUUUUUUCUUUUCUAAAAAAAUGUUAACGAGGCCAAUAUUGACCAACGACUUUUGUCCAUGGUCUCAUGUAGACGGAGGAGGUAUUUGGGGCAUCUUGGGUGGACUGUUUUGUGAGCGACGACGACGGCAACGAAGUUGGACUGAUAGCACAUCUGCGGAAAACAGUGUAAGUGGCCAUGAUAUGGCUUUCCUUUUCAACACUAGUUUUGAAGUGGAGGAUAGUGACGUUGACAUAGAAUGUAGAGUUGACGAAAAAGAAGAAGAAGUGAAAGAUGAAGAAGUGGUCGUAAAGGAGAUGGCAGAAUAUAAUGGAGCGGAGACACUAAAACAAGUAGACGCUAAUGAGGUGGAAGUGAAGGAGGAUGCGGAAAAGUUGGAAUCUAGUGGAGAAGCAGAUUCACUUCCGAAAGACCAUACGACAUGUGAUGUUGAUGGUGCUGGUCUAGUGCAGAGCAACACUGCCGAAGUUGAAAUUGAGGACGUUGCGGCUCUUGAUCAGGUCAAUGUUCCUGAAGACACGCAGUCAUUCAGGUCUUCAGAAACAUACGAAAGGGAAGAUCCAGAUUCGUAUAAAUUGGGCAACGAUGGAUACAUUACGUAUAACUACUUCCAUUAUGUGGAAAAAGUCAACAUGAAAAUGCAGCCACAGUGGCAGUGGUUUUUUCGUCAAACACGCUGGCCUUUUCGUUUCGCUCCACAGCAGAAAGUCGAUGUGUCUAUGCAUGAGAAUCGGAUCCCGCCAUGGCGAGCGAGUGUCGGGCGUCUGAUUUCGGAUGUCUACAAUUUUUGUGAAAGAAAUGGCCAAAUGCAAAAUCUGAUUCUUCUCGAUCCCAUGGUAAGUAAUGUCUGCUGCUCCUUGAUUCACCGAUGCGCUGUCACCGCUUUCUCCACUGCUAAAUCUGAUGCGACACUCCACGGAACCAAAAGCCCAUCUGAUUGGUGUUCUGUGGAUGACCCCAAUUGA
Molecule: messenger RNA, 2013 nt
Organism: Mesocestoides corti
Lineage: Eukaryota; Metazoa; Platyhelminthes; Cestoda; Cyclophyllidea; Mesocestoididae
Source: the annotation of a GenBank genome assembly